Molecule: messenger RNA, 896 nt
Organism: Phyllopteryx taeniolatus (common seadragon)
Lineage: Eukaryota; Metazoa; Chordata; Actinopteri; Syngnathiformes; Syngnathidae
Product: coiled-coil-helix-coiled-coil-helix domain-containing protein 5
Exons: 4
Coding region: 426-737 (103 amino acids)
Source: RefSeq, a predicted model, not a curated record
UUCCUUAAACACUAGAGAACUUUACAUUUUAACCUAUUUGCACAUAUAUUAAUUUUCAUGACACAAACGAAAUGUUUAGUUUCGAGUCCAACUAAAAUUAGGCCACUGUGUCUUUAACUCACCUUGUCGUCAUCGGACCGGGCCCCUCGUUGUACAAAUGACAUCAAAAUCAACCAAUAGGAUCUGAAAUGGUCUUCUCCUGCUGAGUUCCCGUCCAAUUAGAUGGCUCGUUGCCCAGUUUCAUCCAAUGGGAUUGUAAGAAGGCGUGGCCACGCGCCAUUUACAUGACACCACAUUGAGAAGUGUGGUAACCUUCACUGAUCAGCUUGAUCGCUUCAAACGAGCGCAAAAUAGCAAAAUGUAAGAACUUUUAUUGCUGCUAUGUAUAUCCUAUUGUCUUGUGGUGGUGAUUGAGGCAGGUGGCUAUGGAUAUCACAGCAAAGUACUGCCAUGAAGAGAUGGACGCCUACGGGUCAUGUGUGGCCUCCAACCCAUCAGCAUGGCAGGAGAAGUGUCAUCAACUCAAGAUGAAGGUUGCACAGUGCACAUCAUCACACCCGGUGAUCCAGAAGAUCAGACGAGACUGUUCCAAACAGUUUGUGGAGUUUGAGAAGUGUCUCAGGGAAAACCAGGGCACGUCUGCCUCCUGUUCGGCCCACGUGGCUCGCUUUCUCGGCUGUGCUGAGACGGUAGAUCUCAGUGGAGUGGAGACAAAUCCAGUACCUGUGUCAUCGUAGCAUUCAACCAUCUUUUUCAACACUUUAUCCCAAAGCAAAAAUUCCCAUCAUGUUUUCUUCAACUUUGCAUACUGUGAUUAUUGUCCUAUUUUGAAAAUCCACUGUUACUUGCCAUACUCCGAAGCUGUGUAGACUUCAAAUAAACGUGACACAUUCCUA